AAUGUACUAUCUGGAUCCGCUCUCUCUAUGGUCAAUAUCUUCCUUGAGCCCAAGAAAAUUCCCAGCCUGCUAGGUGAAGCUGUUCCAGCACAGGCAUCAUUCUUCAUUGCCUAUGUAGUGACAUCUGGGUGGACCAGUCUGUCGUCAGAACUUUUUCGUCUGAUUCCUCUUCUUUACAGUUUCAUGCGAAGACUAUUUGCAGGGAAAGAUGGAGUUGAUGAUUUUGAAAUUCCUUCAAUCCGUUACCACAGUGAAAUUCCCAGGGUUCUCUUCUUUGAACUUCUUGGUGUUACUUAUUUCUUCCUUGCCCCACUAAUUUUGCCAUUCCUCUUGGUUUACUAUUGCCUGGGAUACAUCAUCUAUCGCAACCAGGUAAGUGAAAUGCCCCUUUUACAGCUUGCAUCAGAUAUAAUAGAACAGAAACCAAGGUUCACUUUGUUAAGUAUUCAAGGCAAACCUUUCUAAAGCUACUAUCUGCUACA
Messenger RNA from Durio zibethinus, 482 nucleotides. The record is from RefSeq and is a predicted model, not a curated record. NCBI's taxonomy places the organism in Eukaryota, Viridiplantae, Streptophyta, Magnoliopsida, Malvales, Malvaceae.